CACCUUGGUUGCAUUUUUACACGUAUUCCCCAAAACAAACGUUGGAGCUGCCACAUGCAUAACUGCCAAGCAACACUGACUGUACUCCUUCAAUUUUUCUUCAGUUACAACAUUUGAGAUAAGCAUGUGGUAAGCCUUAAGCACCCCUUCUAGUCUAAUCCCUUGCCGGGGAAGUCUUCAAGUUUCGCCGGAAAAUGUUGGCUGUUUUUGAGAAAGGGAUUGGCAAGCCCCCGGAGGAGCUGAGUCUUCCUUCCAUGGGGUUGCAGAACUCAAAAACCCGGCAAGAGAUCGCAGAGACGCUCCGGGUGGCAUGGCCAGAGGCGACCAUGUACAGCCUCUCAAAUGGGAACUUCCUGGCUUUGUCACAUGUGGAUGAAAGUCCAACACAUCCAAGGUCCAUUGUAGUCGUGGACGAUGUCUUCUGCAUUUUCGUUGGGACGUUAGAGAACAUCUGCGACCUAAGAAGGCACUAUGGGCUUUCCAGGCAAGCAACAGAAGCCAUGGUGGUGGUUGAAGCUUAUAAAGUCCUGAGAGAUCGUGCACCUUACCCUCCUGAUCAAGUCAUUAGAGAUCUUGAAGGAAAAUUUGCAUUUAUUCUCUUUGAUGCUAAAGGUGGUACUCUUUUUACAGCCAGGGAUCGGGAUGGAAGCAUAAAUCUUCACUGGGGCAUGGCGGGUGACGGGUCACUGGUCUGCUCCGACAAUCCAAAAAUCAUUACAGAGGCUUGUGGAAAAGCUUGUGCUCCUUUUCCUCCAGGCUGCAUCUUCAUGAAUGGAAGUGGGCUAAUGAGCUUUGAUCACCCCCUUCACAAGGUAAGAGCAAUUGCACGGGAAGAUGAUGAUGGAAGCAUUUCUGCCAUUAUUUUUCAGGUGGACUUGCUCACGAGACUACCCAGCAUUCCACGCACUGGUAGUGCAGCCAACUGGGCUGGUGCUGCCGUUGUUAAUGAAGAAUAAGGUGACGAGGUUUUGCCCUCAAUGAGAAUGGACUCUGGUCUAAUCUUAUGCAAUGAAAACUAAAUAAUGUGUUCAUGGGUUCAUGCGUUGAAGCUUGAGGAAUGUGUUGGUUUCCCAAAGUGACAUGAAUCUGGAUUGCAGAACUUUAAUACAGUUUGUUGUGAACACAAUGUUUAUGGUAUGUAUUUAUGUUUGGGGAA
Molecule: messenger RNA, 1156 nt
Organism: Vitis vinifera (wine grape)
Lineage: Eukaryota; Viridiplantae; Streptophyta; Magnoliopsida; Vitales; Vitaceae
Product: stem-specific protein TSJT1
Exons: 4
Coding region: 195-956 (253 amino acids)
Source: RefSeq, a predicted model, not a curated record